CUCCAUCUAUUUUCUUUUUGUAGUACUUCAUAUAAUACUUCAUAUAACUUGCUCUCUCGAUAUAUAUUUACUAUGUACAUACAUCCACGAAUACAUAGUGCAAUGAUAUUAUAUAUUUAAUAUUGAAUCUCCCUACGUAUAAUAUAUUAAAAUAUGUGUAUUAUAAAAUUAAUACGUUCCUUGAAAAUUUAUCAAUAAUUUGUUUCUAAGUACACUAUUUAACAUAUAACCUCGCAGACCGAUCGAUUAAUCAACUGUCGUUUCCAACGACUAUAAACUUGAUUUAUAAUUUAACAGGAACUGUCAGUUUACAUAGUCGAGGAGGUUUCAUUUCAUAAUAUAAAUUUGUGCCUUAUUUUUCUAAGAUAACAAGAAUAGAAGAAAACAGCAUGGAUGAAACGAGUUUGUCGAGUCCAAAAGAUGAGAAACGAGAUUCGAAAAACGGAGAACACUGUUCGUUCGACGAAGUAAUCGGACAUAUCGAAGAUUUGUUAUUAGAGAAAGACUUUCAAGCUCUUCAGCAAAGAUUUUUAGAAAAGUACUGGAAUGUUUUUGAACCAGUGGAAGACAACAAAUUAAUUUAUACCAAUAUAUUUAAUGAAUAUAAUAAAACUGUAGAGAAAUACAUUGAGGAUUAUCUUAAAAAAGUCAUGCCACAAUUCACAAUAGACAUUCUUUUACAUCAAUUAAAUGAGAAACAGGCAGAAUUGGAAGGUGAAGUCUUUGAAGUAUUGUCAACGAUAACAGACUUUUUGGCUUUUAAGGAAAUGUUUCUUGAUUAUAGAGCAGUAAAAGAAGGUAAAGUUGAAGAUCUCAGCUGUGGAAUAGCUGUUACAUCUUUAAAAUUCUAUAAUGCAGAAGAUUGCAAUAAAUCACCAAGAUAAUGCACAUGAUUUUAGUAUUAAAAAAGAUGCCUUUCAAGAUAAAAGAUAGAACAUAUUAGAAAAAGUGAUGUCAAAUGUGACAUAUAAGUCAAACAUUAAUAUAUAUGCAUAUUGUUCAAUAUUUAUUAAUGAUUGUAUCUGCAAAAAUCUUUAUCAUAUCAUGUAUUUUUUACAAAUAGAAGUACAAAAAUAAUUUAAAUAUCCUA
Messenger RNA from Formica exsecta, 1090 nucleotides. RefSeq names its product ADP-ribosylation factor-like protein 2-binding protein. The transcript is spliced from 6 exons. Gene Ontology annotation, biological process: positive regulation of tyrosine phosphorylation of STAT protein; maintenance of protein location in nucleus. Gene Ontology annotation, cellular component: mitochondrial intermembrane space. The coding region runs from base 390 to 884 and encodes 164 amino acids. Lineage: Eukaryota; Metazoa; Arthropoda; Insecta; Hymenoptera; Formicidae. The record is from RefSeq and is a predicted model, not a curated record.